Messenger RNA from Nannochloropsis gaditana CCMP526, 1296 nucleotides. Its product is annotated as zinc ion binding protein. The annotation marks the transcript as partial. The transcript has a single exon. The record is from RefSeq and is a predicted model, not a curated record.
UGUUAGUGCCCCCAGUGGAUGCCCCCCCUUAAGGGCUAUCAAAACAGACAAUCGUGUCAUAUUGGCUAUUUGAACCCCCUCUUCAUCUUCGUUGCCCGCUCAGCGACGCCAUUUAAAUCUUCGAGAGUGAGUGAGGCUUGCCAUCUUUCAGCCAUAUCUAGUUCACUCAACUUAAAAAAGCGCAAUUACAUCCCCUCCAAAAAGUACUAUGCACAAGCAUCCGAAUACAAUUGUCCAACCAAUUUGUUAACCAGUCUGUACAAUGCAAUGGCGACUCUUGUGUCGCUCUUAAAUUCUAAAAUAGUUGGGUAUCUGCCUGGCAUGGAUCUCUCUUUCGUUCUCACCCUGCGUCUUCCUCAGGGCUCUUUUCGCCAGUGCUAAGCGUGGAGAGUGCACGUUUCCAGCUUCUUAUCAACUAUGACUAGGCCCCAAGGCUUAUUAGGUAGCCCUCUUCCCUUCAUCAAAUCCCUCCCCCCCCUUGUCCCGCACGCCCACCAUUUCCUCUGUCCCCCGCCUGCAGGACCCUAGUAUUGUAGCUCCCACAGCCAUUCGCGCACUUAUGAUACAAAAAGUGAUAGGGAAUAUUACGACUCUCUUCCCCACAAUCUUGACAGAGGACAUCCGAGCGCCACGUCGCAAACUCCGGGGGCAUGGGGUAGGCCUGAAGGAGCAGGUCCAAGCCGGCGAAGUGGCUGCUCAUGUCUUCCAUACUCUUUUUACAGAUGGGACAGGUGUAGGCGGUCUGUCGGUAGGCAUCGUAGCAUUGCCGGUGCAUGCUGUGUCCGCACGAGAGGACUUUGUAGUGGGUGGUGCUGGUGAAGAGGGGCUCCGAACAGACGGGGCAGUCCCGUUGGAGUGCCUGUUCGAUGCACUUGUGCCGCUCAGGGGGCACGGCCAGGGACACGCAGGCGUUGCAGGUCAUGCAGUGGCGAAAGUCAAUACCCAAGCCCUUACCCAGACGGCAGACGUUGCAAUAGGGGCAAUGGUAGAUCGCCUUUCCCACGUCGUCAUCGUAGAGGCGGCAGAUGUCACAGUAGUAGGCACUGAACACGUGCCGGCAGUGGGGGUUCCUGCAGGUCCGCGCGGGGGGUUGGAGCUCGCCGCAACGCAUGCAACAGAUCUCGGCGACCGCGUACCGGUCCAUGGCAUGGUCGGUCAAGGCCUGGUCGUGACAAAGGCGGCAGGGAUAGAGGCGCCCACAACAAGGAGCUCGGAGUUUGCAGGCGCGCCGGUAAUGCAUGCACCCAAACUCCCCCGUCGGCGUGUAGGACGGGGAGCGGUCCAAUGCUUCCGUGU